GUAUUGUGUGCUUUCCCGAAAACUUUUUAAACUUGUUGCCUUGCGCAAGGGUAUUCCCCAUUCGCUUGCGUGCUGCUUGGUUUUAUUCGUUUUUUGUUUUUUUUUUUUUUAUAUUCCCCACAGUGAUACCGGUUUCCGGAGCAAAACCAACACCAUCUCACACAAAUCUGUCCAAUCUGGACGGAGAGCGCUUUGCGUGUUUGUGUUGAAAAUGCAACUGCAGAAGUGCGGGUCGCAUCUGGGGAGAGCAAAAUCGCUAAAAUGUGCUCUGCACUUCCACGCCGCUUUUUAAUACAUCGCAUCACUUAUGUGGCAGUGUUGUGUUCCGACGAUUUUGAGUGUGAGUGAAGUUUUCUCCUCAUUGUACUGUUUUUUCUAUGUUUCGUUCGGUUCAGCAGAAGUGUUUAAUCAGUUUAUAGCAAGGGAAACAACAAAAACAUUUGAGUAUUGGAGACUAAUCUACAAAAUAAAUCAAAAUGCUUACUGGAUACCGGCUGUUGGCGGACUCGUUCCACGCGUUUGCAGUUCUCUAUUUGCUGUUCAACAUUUGGCGCACCAAAUCCUGCUUUGGCGUAUCGGGGAAAACACAAAUCCUGUACAUUACGGUAUUUGCGACGCGCUAUGCCGACCUGGUCACCUUUCCAGCCACCUACAGUGUCUAUAAUGUGAUGAUGAAGACGCUUUUCAUCAGCGUAACGCUAAUAACCGUGCUGGUCAUGCACAGCGUCUAUCGCAAAACGUAUGACCGCGAAAAUGAUACCUUCUACAAUGAGUUUCUCAUAUUGCCAUGCUUUGUGAUCGCUCUGUUUGUCAACUAUCGUAUGGAAGCGUUCGAAAUAUUGUGGUCCUUUUCGAUCAUGCUCGAAGCAGUCGCUAUACUGCCGCAAAUGGAUUUAAUCUGCAAAACGUUUCACGUGGAGCCAUGGUUCAAGUGUUAUCUGUUGCUGCUCGGCUCGUACCGCGCGCUCUACGUAUUGCAUUGGGUCGAUCGGUACGGCCAGUACGGCCUCUACGACCCAUUAGCAUUUAUAUCGGGUGGUAUUCAAACAGUACUGUUUGUACUGCUUGCGGUGCGAAUUGCAACCCUUAAACAUCGAGAACGCAUUGUUACGGUCAGUACGAUUUGUUAGUUUGGAUAGGCUUAUAACUAGCCCCUUACACAGCCAACGUUACGAUGUUCUCAGUUUCACUGUUUGCGUUCUCUGUAACUUGAUGAAACUACGCUUUGAAAUAACAAUAAAGUCUAGAAUUGCAAACAAA
Messenger RNA from Anopheles gambiae (African malaria mosquito), 1260 nucleotides. Its product is annotated as ER lumen protein-retaining receptor. Gene Ontology annotation, molecular function: ER lumen protein retrieval receptor activity. The record is from RefSeq and is a predicted model, not a curated record. The coding region runs from base 477 to 1130 and encodes 217 amino acids. The transcript has 2 exons. NCBI's taxonomy places the organism in Eukaryota, Metazoa, Arthropoda, Insecta, Diptera, Culicidae. Gene Ontology annotation, cellular component: cis-Golgi network; endoplasmic reticulum; membrane. Gene Ontology annotation, biological process: protein retention in ER lumen; endoplasmic reticulum to Golgi vesicle-mediated transport.